CAAAAGCACGCUGCUGAAUGUUUUGUCUGAGAGUUGUCAGUUUCCGUAAAAAGUAAAUAAACAACCAGCAAAUUAAUAAUUUAAAAAUUAAAAAUUUUGGCUAAAAUAGGUGAUUUCUACAGUUUCGUUGCAAGUCCCAGAGGUCCAUGAGUAGUGCUUCUUGCGUAGCAUGCCGCACUCGUGGGUCCGGCAUGGUAGCCAUCUACCAGCACCCGAAUGGGUUGGAUCAAAUGUUCACCUCCGUCACCGGAGUUGAGGUUGAGCAUGAAGAUCAUCUCUGCAUACCGUGUUACGACGACCUGAAGGCAGCACAUCUAUUCAAACAGAAAUGCAUCCAGAAUAACAUUCUUCGUAUAAGUCGCUCCUCUCACCGUGAGGAAGUUGCCCAAAGCCAAGAAGUCGCCGCGAUUCCGGUGGAAAUCAUUUCAUCUAAAACGGAAUCCAUUCCAGGUGCUGAAAUUUCCACUACAAUAGCUGACGCGGACAUUCUCGAGGAGCACCUGGUCAUAAGAUCAGACGUUUCGGAAGACGAACCGGAAGAGGAAGAGGAUACAGAACUACUGGAAGAGAACGUCAUUGAAGAGGGGAAAGUUAUCCUCGACGGAAUGGUGACUGCUGAACCGGCUGAAACGGAUUCUAUCGAAGAGGAUAUCAAGCCGGGCCCUAUCCAUGAACAUAUUCAAAGUGCCGAAGAGGAAACCAUUGCUACGGCCUCGGAGGAAGCCCAUGCCAUCCGCUGCGAAUCCUGCAAUAAAGCAUUCAAGAAACUUCACCUCUUGCAAAGGCACAUGAAGUCUUACCAUCAGGCUGCCGAAUCUACCGACGAGGGCGGCGAACAGUACGUUCCAGGCACUUUGGCCACUCUUCCGACGGUGCACAACCUGAUGUGCGAGUUCUGUUUCCAGGAAUUCAACGUCCUGGAUGAAAAGCAUGAGCACGAAUCGGCACAUAUGACCGAACCCAAACCGUUUAAAUGUCCUCACUGUCAGAGAACGUUUAAGGACAAAGUUGGCCUGCGCAGCCACAUACGGAUCCAUUCGGCGGUCAAGCGUUACAAGUGUCAGCACUGUGAAAUGCGGUUCCAUAUACGGGGGAACCUAACGGCCCAUGAGCGAACACACAUCGGAGCGAAGCCGUACCUGUGUCCGCAUUGUGGGAAAGGUUUCGCUGAGAGAGGCAACCUGAAGAGCCACAUCCGCUACCACACGGGGGAACGGCCGUACCCAUGCUCCGAGUGCCCGAAGCAUUUUCGGACACACUACUCUCGAACGGUGCACCUCCGAUCGCACAGCAACGAGCGACCUUUCCGGUGCACCGACUGUGACAAGGGAUUCUACUCGUCCGGUAAGUUGACUAUCCAUCGGCGGGUGCACACUGGCGAGAAGCCGUACAAGUGCAGUUCAUGUCCGGCCAAAUUUGCCGACAGCAGUGGGUUGAAAAGGCACUUGAAAAAGCAUUGAAGGCGAUAAAGGUGGGAUCCAGAAAUGUGCGAUCUGUUGCGAUAAUUUUGAAGGUCUUAUGAUUUUUGAAAGAAAGCCUAAGUGUCGUGCCAUCUCGUUAUACAAGACCGACAAUUCUCACCUCACGCCACUCGUAGAAUAACCCCAAUUCUGAAAAAUCCAUUUUGUGUUUUCCAUUUUCUCAAAUUUCAUGCCAAAUAGUGAUUCCAAGGAACCUUCAAUAGAUUAUAUUAGAGAGCUGCUUAACUUUCAUACGGUGUACAAGAAUGGGGGAAUUUUUCUUUUCUCACAAAUAAAUUACAAUGCGUUCAAAUUUUUAAAAACACUACAGCUGAUUUUUAUUUUUCUGUUUGUUUUGUAUUUUUUUUUUCUUUCGCUUUUCAAUUAUAUGCUCCUAUAUAGUUUAUAGGCUAGUUGUGUGUAGUUGACCUCGAUUGGUUGGUUGGUUUUGUUGCUUCUCCAUUCGCCUCCAUUUUUUUCAUAACUCCAAGUUUAUUCUUUCUCCUGCACACUCUUCUUUGCUGUAUUUGUUUUCCUUUUUGCUUGUGUUUGGGCAAUUUGUUUCGUCUAGUUUGCGUUCAGCAU
Molecule: messenger RNA, 2045 nt
Organism: Aedes aegypti (yellow fever mosquito)
Lineage: Eukaryota; Metazoa; Arthropoda; Insecta; Diptera; Culicidae
Product: zinc finger protein 771
Exons: 3
Coding region: 147-1460 (437 amino acids)
Biological process (GO): regulation of transcription by RNA polymerase II
Cellular component (GO): nucleus
Molecular function (GO): RNA polymerase II cis-regulatory region sequence-specific DNA binding; zinc ion binding; DNA-binding transcription factor activity, RNA polymerase II-specific
Source: RefSeq, a predicted model, not a curated record